AUGCUUAAGAGAUUAAGAAGAGUCCAGAUUUUCGUUCUUGGAAAUCCUAUAAACUGCGAUUGUCUACAUGUUCAAUCACUCAGAAGGUUGAAGGAAAUUCAGCUCUUGUUUGGAGAUCUCAAUGAAACUAUGUGCAGUGAAAAGAAGUUAACAGUGUUAGAACUUCUACAAGAAAAAGCAUUUGCCAAAUUCGAGAAAAACUGCCAUUCUGAGACAUGGUUGGCGCUUUCUUUUUCUAUGUUAGUAAUUUUAACUGCUGCGAUUACUAUCGUUUUCCUUGUGAAAAAAUAUCGUGUUCACAUUGACUUUAUUAUUCUGAGCUUACGUAGUAGAUGGAAAGGUGUUGUAUAUUCCGCUGAGAGCGAAGACUGUCAGUUUGCUGCUUUUAUAUUCUACGCUGAAGAUGACUAUAGUAUUGUUAGCACUGUUUUAUAUCAAUCGCUAACAAAUGAAGGGUUUCAAAUAAGUUUUUCCGAUAAAGACUUCACUCCUGGAUUAACUAAAGCUGGUGAACUAUUAUGGUUUAUAGAUAACAGUAGGAAAGUCGUAUUUUUUGUCACUGAAAAUUUUUUGGCCAGUGGUUGGAAUUCGUAUGCUGUACAGAUGGCUGUGACUCAUUCGUUUCAUAAUGAUCGGCAAAAAUCCAUCAUAGUGAUAAUUAAAGACAAUAUUCCAAUAAAAAGAAUGCCAAAAGACUUUCGAUAUAUCUGGUGGUCCAUUGUGAGUAUAAGGUGGCCAGAAACUACCGAGUUGAUGCAGCAGUUCUGGUGUGAACUCUCUUGUAUCUUAAAAUUGGAUUAA
Saccostrea echinata is the source of this 801-nucleotide messenger RNA. Its product is annotated as toll-like receptor 4. The transcript has a single exon. Lineage: Eukaryota; Metazoa; Mollusca; Bivalvia; Ostreida; Ostreidae. Gene Ontology annotation, cellular component: membrane. Gene Ontology annotation, biological process: toll-like receptor signaling pathway; immune response. The coding region runs from base 1 to 801 and encodes 266 amino acids. Gene Ontology annotation, molecular function: transmembrane signaling receptor activity. The record is from RefSeq and is a predicted model, not a curated record.